Molecule: messenger RNA, 9747 nt
Organism: Zonotrichia albicollis (white-throated sparrow)
Lineage: Eukaryota; Metazoa; Chordata; Aves; Passeriformes; Passerellidae
Gene: ATP8A2
Product: ATPase phospholipid transporting 8A2
Biological process (GO): neuron development; phospholipid translocation
Cellular component (GO): plasma membrane; trans-Golgi network
Molecular function (GO): ATP hydrolysis activity; ATP binding; magnesium ion binding
Source: RefSeq, a predicted model, not a curated record
CCCGCAGCUGCCGGCCCGGCUCCGCUGGGCGCGGCCCCUCGCUGACCGCCUCCCGCCGCGCUCUCCUUGCAGGACCUGUCUGUUCCACCUCGGGCUACAAGAAGGCGGAUGAUGAGAUGUCCGGAGCCACGUCCGCGGCGGAUCUGGACGAGGCACCAGCCCGCACCAUUUACUUGAACCAGCCCCAGCAGAGCAAGUUCCGCGACAACUGGGUCAGCACAGCCAAGUACAGCGUGGUGACAUUUCUACCUCGAUUCCUGUAUGAGCAGAUAAGAAAAGCUGCAAAUGCAUUCUUCCUCUUCAUUGCCUUACUGCAGCAAAUUCCAGAUGUCUCUCCAACAGGAAGAUAUACCACCUUGGUGCCAUUGCUAUUUAUUUUAACAGUUGCUGGCAUCAAAGAAAUCAUAGAAGACUACAAAAGGCAUAAGGCAGACAGUGCAGUGAAUAAAAAGAAAACAGUAGUUCUAAGAAAUGGGAUGUGGCAGAACAUUAUGUGGAAAGAGGUAGCAGUAGGCGAUAUUGUGAAGGUCACCAAUGGGCAGCAUCUUCCAGCAGACAUGAUCAUAAUAUCUACCAGUGAACCACAAGCCAUGUGCUAUAUUGAAACAGCUAAUCUCGAUGGGGAGACGAAUCUUAAAAUACGACAGGGUUUGUCUCAAACUGCUAGUCUCCAGUCCAGGGAAGAAUUGAUGAAAGUGUCUGGGAGGAUAGAAUGUGAAGGACCCAACCGCCAUCUCUAUGACUUCACUGGAAACUUGCGCUUAGAUGGUCAAAGCCCAGUUCCUGUUGGUCCAGACCAGAUCUUGCUGAGAGGUGCACAACUGAGAAACACUCAGUGGGUCUUGGGUAUUGUUGUGUAUACAGGACAUGAUACAAAACUCAUGCAGAAUUCAACCAAAGCACCUCUGAAGAGAUCAAAUGUGGAGAAAGUGACCAACAUGCAGAUCCUGGUUUUGUUCUGUAUUCUUCUGGUAAUGGCCCUUGUGAGUUCUGUAGGUGCCUUAUUAUGGAACAGAACACACGGCGAAGUUGUCUGGUACCUUGGCUCCAACGAAAUGCUGUCUGUCAACUUUGGAUACAAUCUGCUGACGUUUAUAAUCUUGUACAACAACCUUAUUCCAAUCAGCCUUCUGGUGACAUUGGAAGUUGUCAAGUUUACUCAGGCUCUUUUUAUAAAUUGGGACAUAGAUAUGUAUUACCCUGAAACAGAUACACCUGCAAUGGCCAGAACCUCAAACCUUAAUGAGGAACUUGGGCAGGUUAAAUACCUGUUUUCUGAUAAAACAGGUACUCUAACAUGCAAUAUCAUGAACUUUAAGAAAUGUAGUAUUGCUGGAGUGACAUAUGGUCACUUUCCUGAGUUGGAAAGAGAACGUUCAUCAGAAGACUUCAGCCAGCUACCUCCUUCCACCAGUGAAUCGUGUGAAUUUGAUGACCCAAGACUGCUGCAAAACAUUGAAAAUGAUCAUCCCACAGCCGUGCACAUACAGGAGUUCCUCACACUGCUGGCCGUGUGUCAUACUGUUGUUCCCGAGAGACAAGGAAAUACAAUAAUCUACCAGGCCUCCUCUCCAGAUGAAGGAGCGUUAGUGAAAGGAGCAAAAAAACUCGGUUAUGUCUUCACAGGACGGACUCCCCACUCUGUUAUCAUCGAUGCGCUGGGGAAAGAGAAAACCUUUGAAAUUCUUAAUGUGCUGGAGUUUUCCAGCAACAGGAAGAGAAUGUCAGUGAUUGUUCGAACUCCAGCAGGACAGCUACGUCUCUACUGCAAAGGGGCUGAUAAUGUAAUUUUUGAGAGGCUUUCAAAAGAUUCCCAGUAUAUGGAACAAACACUGUGCCAUCUUGAAUACUUCGCAACGGAAGGUCUGAGGACGUUGUGCAUUGCUUAUGCUGAUCUGUCAGAGACAUCUUACAGAGAGUGGUUGAAUGUCUACAAUGAAUCCAGUACGGUUCUGAAAGACAGAACUCAGAAGCUGGAGGAGUGCUAUGAGAUCAUUGAAAAGGAUUUGCUACUUCUUGGAGCUACAGCCAUUGAAGACCGCCUGCAAGCAGGUGUUCCAGAAACAAUAGCCACACUAAUAAAAGCAGAAAUUAAGAUAUGGAUUCUGACAGGUGACAAACAGGAAACAGCUCUUAAUAUAGGGUACUCUUGCAGACUCAUUUCGCAGAGUAUGUCUCUCAUCCUGGUCAACGAAGAUUCACUAGAUGCAACAAGAGCUUCUCUGACUCAACAUUGUACCAGUCUGGGGGAGUCACUGGGCAAGGAAAAUGAUAUUGCCCUGAUUAUUGAUGGCCACACACUGAAGUAUGCCCUUUCAUUUGAAGUCAGGCAGAGCUUUCUGGACUUGGCACUCUCCUGUAAAGCAGUCAUUUGUUGCAGAGUAUCUCCUCUACAGAAGUCCGAAAUAGUAGACAUGGUCAAGAAACACGUCAAUGCCAUAACACUUGCCAUUGGGGAUGGUGCCAAUGACGUAGGAAUGAUCCAGACAGCUCACGUUGGAGUGGGGAUCAGUGGCAAUGAGGGCAUGCAGGCAACCAAUUGCUCGGAUUAUGCCAUUGCACAGUUUUCCUAUUUGGAGAAGCUAUUGUUGGUCCAUGGUGCUUGGAGUUACAAUCGAGUUACCAAAUGCAUACUGUACUGCUUCUACAAAAAUGUGGUUUUGUAUAUUAUCGAGCUUUGGUUUGCUUUCGUUAAUGGAUUUUCCGGGCAGAUCUUAUUUGAGCGAUGGUGCAUCGGUCUGUAUAACGUGAUUUUCACAGCACUGCCACCCUUUACUCUGGGAAUUUUUGAACGGUCGUGUACUCAAGAUAGCAUGCUUAGAUUUCCACAGCUAUACAAAAUCACUCAAAAUGCAGAUGGUUUCAACACAAGGGUUUUCUGGGGUCACUGCAUCAAUGCCCUCAUCCAUUCCAUCAUUCUUUUCUGGUUUCCACUGAAAGUGCUGGAGCAUGAUGCAGUAUUCACAAAUGGACAGGGAGUUGACUAUUUAUUUGUUGGAAACAUAGUUUACACUUAUGUUGUAGUCACUGUUUGUCUGAAAGCUGGCUUGGAAACAACUGCAUGGACUAGAUUCAGUCACCUGGCUGUCUGGGGAAGCAUGGUGCUCUGGCUCGUGUUCUUCGGCGUGUACUCAGCCAUCUGGCCUACGUUCCCCAUCGCGCCCGACAUGCUGGGGCAGGCUGGAAUGGUGUUAAGAUGUGGAUACUUCUGGUUUGGUUUGUUUCUUGUGCCCACUGCGUGCCUUGUUAAAGACGUGGCAUGGACAGCGGCGAAGCAUACCUACCGUAAAACGUUGCUGGAGCAAGUUAAGGAGUUGGAAACGAAGACAAGAGAACUGGGAAAAGCCAUGCUUCGUGAUAGUAAUGGAAAGAGCGUGAACGAACGUGACCAUUUGUUAAAAAGGCUCGGCAGGAAAACUCCUCCGAGCCUUUUCCGCGCUCAUUCUGUCCAGCAAAGCGUGUCACAUGGGUAUGCAUUUUCUCAAGAAGAACACGGUGUUGUUUCCCAGUCACAAGUCGUUCGAUCCUACGAUACAACCAAAAGGAGAUCAGAAAUAGAAUAAAUUAUUCUUUACUUGAUGGGUGGUGGGAAUAAUGGGAUUUGGAUCAAUGCAUCCACUGUUAACACAUUCAUGACUAGGUUUGGCAGCAGCAGCCAAAACACCAGAGAACUCAUUUCUGUGGCCUUAGCCAACAAGUUUCUGUAUUCUCCCUGCAAACCCUGAGUGCAUAUUGUGGGGGGGAAAUCAUUGUUUGACUUCAGUCGCAAAGCUCUGCCUAAAGUUUUGUUUAUGUUGUUAUGAAGCAUUUGACUGUGCUAUGUGAGGUGUGAAAUUAAAAACAAUGUUUUACCAUUAUUUAAAACAUUGGCAUAAAGUUGUUCUGGGGGAAAAGUAGAAAAUUUAUGUUCCAUGAGAAAUUAGCCUUUGCUUAAUUGGAACGGGGUGCUGAGAUUUCCUGUUUUGUUACACACAGACCAAGUGCACACGACUGCAUGCAGACUUUACUCCUUCUUGUAUUCACUGUUAAUUAAUUUGGCUGAAAUUUUCAACAGACCAUUUGGUGUAAAAAUUUUUGAUUGCAACACAGUUUGUAGCUAAAAAUGCUUAUUUGCCUUCUUAUGACAGAAUAACACAAGAUAGCAAUCAAUUACUUAGACUAUUUGCCCUCUUACAGGAUUUAUUAGGGUUCUAUCUUAGCUUUCUGAAACCCAAAUAAUAGCUUACUCACACAGCCAGGAUGUGGAAGUCAGAGCUUGGCAGAGCAGCUGUCUUGAGUGCAUGGCAUUGUACACCAAGAUGAACUCAACUAGGUGCCUCCUCAUAACGCUUCAUGAUGUAUUUGGAUGUGCACUUCAAGUGUAGCCUGGGACUUCCCUCCAUGACCCCAUUCCCAGUUUAAUAGUAGAAUAAAACAGUGAGAAUUUCAAUUUACAGGUACCAUCUGGUCAGAUAUGUUGAUAAGAUGUACAUGUGCGUAGGAGGCUGAUAGUGUAACCCUAAGGAAGCCUUCCCCAUGCCAGGAAAGAGAGGUUUGCAGAGGAGGGCAGGAGGGGAUUACACACGUGCGUGCACACACAUGGACACACACAGAGCUGGCCAUUGUGAAGAGGAGACCUGCUGUUUGUUUGUUCAGCCAAACCAGUCCCUCUUCUAGAUCUGAUCCAUCAACAGGCUUCCCAAAACACCCAGACCCAUGAGCCCUGGAAGGAAUGCUGGCUCCAUGGCCUUGCUGUGCCACUGGGACAGGCAUGCUGCUGCAUAGAUUGGGAUUUUGAAGAAAAAAAAAAAAGGCAAAAACUGGGGCAUAAGUUAAAGCUGAAAGAGCUCUUAGAAAGCUUAUGCUGUCCUCCAGACAAGUUCUAUUAAUUUUAGUCACCAAGCCACGUUUCUGAACAGUAUAAAGUAAAUACUGCUGUGUUUAAGCCAGGCUUUGUGGUUAAUGUAUAUACUACAUCUGUGUAUUUAAAAGUUGGCGUUGUUUUUUGCCCUAUUGACCAUCAUCCAGAGGUUUUUAUUGAUUUAAAUAUAUCCAAAAGCAAUUUGAAUAUGAAUGUUUAUGUUUAGCAAAGGAGAGGGAAGUUCCAGCCUGGUUUAAUCUUUCUUAAGGGUUGCGAGUAAAUGCCAGCGCUCAAGUGCUAUAAUUCAAUUUCCAGUGCCACCUCAGAGGUUCAGAGUCCCCUUCUCUUUUAGAAAAGGCAAGUUUUGCUCCUGCAGCACCAGUAAGGAUUGCUCUUGAAUUAGGCUGAUGGCACAGAGGGAAAAGUCAUCACCUUCUUUUUGCAGUGCUAAUGAGACAAUUAUGCAAUAAGGAAAAUGUGCAAAUAAUUUUGCCAUAGGCAUGAAUGUCAAGGGGCCAAGUGUGGAUGUAUGUAUUUUCUGGGAGAGGAAUUUUGUUUAAAGGCACAAAUGCUAGUGCUGAGAAUAAAUAAGGGGAGAGUAAACCUGAUCCCAGGAGUUUUUAAAUCUUAAUGCUGAUAUAACCUGUUAAACACUUCCCUUUAUUUAGAAACCAAAUCUGUUUAGGAAAUGUGUGGUGUAAGCCUCUCCUCAAAACUGCUAAUUGUUUCUUCCUUUUGUAAAAACACAAGGAAAAUUAACUUCCCACCAAGGCAAAAUGAGAUCAGCUUAGUCUUUGUACUCUAAGCUACACACCAAACAUUGGCAUGUAAACAAUUUGGAGGCUUUUCAUGACGCUGCAGAAAAAAAACUUUUAAAAGCCUUAGGAUAAUGAAGAAUGGCAAGUAAAUGAGUUAAGCAGAGAAUAGAAGGGAUCCUGGAGUUUUUUCUGUUCUUAACUUAGGGCAGCAAUAUUUUGCAGAGCAUAAUGAAAGAUGCUGGGGAGGAGCAGCUGUCAUCUGAUGUGAUUUAUUUUAUUAGUGCAGACUAUGGGCUGUAUCAUUUUGACCUCCCUGUAAAUUGAGGUCAGUGUGUGUCACAAACAAAAACCUUCCCUAGAGUGAAUGGUGGUUUAGACUGAGCUACGUGUGUUGGUUGUCAGCUCAAUGGGAAUUGCACAUGGGAUUUGUCACAGGGCUAUACAGUAUGUGACACUGGGGCUGGUGGGUCAGACUUUAUCAUCACUGUAUGGCCUUAAUCUCUAGCUGAGUUAAUUCUGUAGAACCCACCCAGGUCAAGACCUGGCAUUCUUCUUGUUCUUUGGAGUCAUUACAGGAAUUAAUGUAUUGUAAUGUGCUGCAGACUGGGUGUUGGAGUUGCUUGUCUUGAUGAGCAAUGAUGAGGUGCAUUCGAGUGCUGUGUUAGCAGAAGGAGAAUGACAGCUGCUCUGCAUCAACAGAAUUCCUUGUUCAUUAGGGCAAAUGCACGGAGCAGUAACAGCAGCCUUUGAAAGUGCUGUGUGAAAAUGUGAUCGACUCGACGGGGUAUCGGAGCAGAAGGAAUGGGGCAUUUCUGCGUGACUGUCCAGACUUAACUACCCAGCCUUGAUCAGAAAAGGCCUUCCUGAGUGGCUCUCUGCACUGACCAAAAGGAGAUGGGUUUGGAUAUUCAGAUGGAAGCGGUGAUUUUCCUGAAUUAGAGUGGGCUCUGUUGCUGCUUUUUAUAGCACCAUAAUCACAGCUUGCAUAGAAGCUGCUGCUCCUUUAAUGAUUGCCUAGUAGCAAUUUAAAGCUGGGGAGCGGGAGCCCGAGCUGCUCUGAGCGCUGCUGAGGAGUCUGUUGACAUUUUCUUCUCCUUGACAGGGCUUCAGGUCUUGCUGUAGGGAGCUAGAAUGGGAAGUCAGUAAUAACUUGUCAAGGAGAAAUGGCAAAUAACUAAUAAAAAUAUCUGGCUCAAACUAAGCUGCUAAUAUACAUAAAAAUGUGUGUAGAGUUAACAUGAACUCUAUGGGCUGUAAAUUAAGAUAACAGUCAAGCCUCGCUAAUCUGCAGUUUACUAGACUACACACCUCAUAGUGCAUGGCCAAAACUGUGCAGUCUCUUCCCUUACUUCAGCCAGGAGCUCAUAGCAGAUGCUGCAGGGAAGUCUCUCUUACCAAGAUUACAUUAUUUUUUACAGCAUGUACUGGAGUAUGUUCGCUGGGAGACAGUCAUAAUAAUAAAGUUGUGUAAAUAAAGCAGAGAAAGCUUUAUUUAUAUGAAUAUGUGAAAUGUGAGGACGUGGUCAGUGGCUACACUGGGUGCAACUUGGCUCUCUAUGGACAGCCCUAGAGGUGCACAGUCCUUACACUGUCCCUGUCCUGCAGUUUGCCCUUUGGGCUAACUCACUAAAUCUUCUGUUUUCACAUUGCCUGCAGUCAUCAGUGAAGGCUAGUGAUACUCUAUUUACAUUCUCCCUUGGUUUUAUAACUAAUGACUUAAUUUAUUCUUUAAAUGCUUCGAGGAGUGUACUUCUCACAGCUCAGGUUUGAAGCAGACCAGGCAUUGAAUGCCUGCUUGGCCCUAAGAAGCACCUUGAGUUUAUCAGAUUUCUCAUUAGUGUUAAGCACUGAGGGUAUUUUACCUUUGUUUUGAAUCAUCACACAGUAUCAAUGCCUUAAACUUCAAUCAGGUCCAGGAGAGCUCUUUGUGUCCUGUUGAGUCUAACAAGAAGUGGUGAUGGUAUGAAAUACCUGAGGGGUUGGAGAGGAGAAUUUAGCAAUGGUGUAUCUGGGUAGCAGUCUGCAUCUAAAAUACGGCACUGACCAUGCAUGUUCCUCAGCCUCCAGACAGUUGGACCCCUUCUGUCCUGUCAGGAAGGAUUCUUACACUCACCUCUUCCCAGUAUCCUGUAGACACCCAAGAGAGGCUUCACUCCCUUUCAGCAUCUGUGACCAGAGCUUUAUGUCCGGAGAAGGCCAGGGAUAGGUCAGUACAAUAGGUGACAACAAAAUAAAUCCAUAUGGGUACCUUUUCCUUAUGUAACAGUAAGAUUAAUGGAGGCUUUGAGCUUUGUUGGCAAAUGAAAACCAGAAAGUGCCCUGCACUACUUGGCCACACAAGUGAAUCCCAAAGGUGAUUGCUUCUCAGUGACCUGCAGGAAACCUAGACAGCCUGAGUUUAUCUGGCCAGGAAUGUGCUUUUGGAUGGGCUGUCUGGAGAGGUGAAGGGAAACAAAAUAGAUUGGCCAAGACCAGUGCUGCUGUUAGAGGUUAGUGAGGGGAGGGAUUCCUCAGGCAUCCGUGAAGAGCUGUGAUAAAACUGAUUUCUUUGGUUCCUUCCUGUGGCUCUGGGAAGGGAGCAGAGCUGAGAAUUUGUGAAGCACUGUUACCUCCUGGAACUGAGUUUGUCUGGCACCAAGCUGAGUCCUGCCAGAAGUGUUCCUUGUUUAGCAUGCUUUGGCUCUAGCAGGUUGUUUCCUGGGUUAUGAAGAUUGCUAAAUUAUUUACUGGUUCCUCUUUCCCUCGUGGACUCACCAGAACUAAACACUGGAAUUAUUUCAGUCAUGGGUGACAGCCCCUCAUGGAGAGUUAGUGGGAUUUCUGCUCAGGUGUUGCUCCUGGGCAGGUUCCUGUCUCUCAAGCUGGUGCAAGGGGCUCAUUAAUCGCUGGAUAUCUUUGUGAUAGUGUGUGAAACCCAGAGGUUGUUUCAUUUGGAUUCAUGGCCUGCUCGUGUGUGGUGUGGACAGAAGGUAAAGUGGCUGAGUACUGGUGUUUAUCCAAAGCCUUCUUUACGUAUGAAGAGGGUGAGAUAAGUUCUUCUGAAAUCUGCCACAAGAGGUCCGUUCUCAUUCAGCCUCUUGGUAGCCUCUAAAGAGAAACAGAAGUUAGUAAAUUACAAAUUCUGUGUGGGCAAUCUCAGCUCUGGGCAAUCACUCAGAAGUCUUACAAUGAAGAAAAGUGUUAAUAUAUUGCCAAACUGUCACUGUGCAUAGCUGGAAGGUCAGCACCCUUGUAAUUAUGGAGCAAUGAAGCCAAGGGGAAAAGCCAACAUUAACAGAAAGACACGAUUGUUUUAAAUUCUAACUACCUUACUGGGUGGUUUUCCUGCGAAGAUGUUCCAGAUGUCGUCUUGGCAUAAAUUAAUCAAUUUCAAAACAUCUGCUGGGUUUCUUAGAAAACAUGGAGUUUACCAGACAGUGAUUGUGCUCUCCUCUGCCCUUCUGGCUGAUAUGUUGAUUCAGAAGAGGAAUAAGUGUACUUGCUGUUCUUACCAUCAAGAGUUCAUAGACUGCAAAGUUGCUCAAAGUUCUUGCUCAACUCUUUUUUUUCUUUUUUUUUUAAAGGGCUCCAGUUAUAAAGUAGUGAGGCAGCCAAGCCCUCUGGGACUGUGUACAUGUGUGUGUUGGAAGAGAUGUUUAACUUGAAAACCUCCCCCUGUCCCUCCUCCUGCCCCCAAAGUGCAGCCCAUUGCACAGGGAGGUCAAAUAUUCAGGGUCUUGAGUGACAGGAUUUUUAACAGCAUCUUUUUCAUCAGCGAGCCAAGUCAUGUGCCCGCUUGUCUGUCAUAUCUGUACUCGAAUUGCUUAAAUAUUGUUUCAGAUGGGGACGUUUCAAUCUGGAUAUGCAGAGAGGAGUGGUGCUGUGGGGGGAUGUUUAAUUGGCUCCCAGCAGAGCAGCAGUGGUGUGUGGGUUUUUCCUCUAGAAGUGUUACCAUUUUCAGGUCCUAUUAAUGUCCUCUGGUAGUUUAAAUACAGCAUUGCAUUACAGUGGAGUUUGUUUCCCUCUCAGACUGAAUACAAAUGAAGGUCAUUUACUUGUAUUUUUAGAAGGUUCAGAAAACUUAGACAAUUUGUAGCUUUGAACAGCAUUGUUGACUGUUGUAUGUCUGCACAAAAAUAUUUCCAAUAAACCUUUUAUUAAAGCAAUCCA